Caenorhabditis auriculariae is the source of this 479-nucleotide messenger RNA. The record is from the annotation of a GenBank genome assembly. Lineage: Eukaryota; Metazoa; Nematoda; Chromadorea; Rhabditida; Rhabditidae.
AUGGACAACGCAGGAAAUCAAUCGAUAAUCGCGCCGGAUAAACCAGAACACGUUCAAAUCGCGCGCCAAAAAGGAGCUCAACCGCUUUGCGCCGGCGAGCAAUGCUGCUCGAGCGCCAACGACGAAAUUGUGGGAGAAGGCCGUUUCAAAUGUCAGCGACCGAAGAUGAGGACAUUCAGUAAUGAAAAUAUUAAAAAAUAAAUCUUCAAUUUUAGAAUCGGCCGCCGUAGCGAACGCCGCUCGCGACGUUCGCACGCGACAAAAAAUGGGCGUGGCUGCGCCUCAAACGUGGUACGCAGCGAAAUAUUUGAGCAUUUAGUUGCAGUGCUAGCCGCCCGCGCACCGGUCACGUAUGAUACUCAGCCAUGAAAAACGCGGGUUCGAGAGCGUCGGCUCCAGUUCUGACACCUAAGAUUAGGCCAGUCAAAGCCGUAGCGACUGAUGAAGACCGUAAAAUCGCUGGCAUGAUGAUGACGUAA